Messenger RNA from Alosa alosa (allis shad), 1542 nucleotides. RefSeq names its product G-protein coupled receptor 4-like. The record is from RefSeq and is a predicted model, not a curated record. Gene Ontology annotation, biological process: G protein-coupled receptor signaling pathway. Gene Ontology annotation, cellular component: membrane. The transcript has 2 exons. Bases 396 to 1382 code for a protein of 328 amino acids. NCBI's taxonomy places the organism in Eukaryota, Metazoa, Chordata, Actinopteri, Clupeiformes, Clupeidae. Gene Ontology annotation, molecular function: G protein-coupled receptor activity.
ACAGUGUCAUGUCACUCUUAUGUAGAUACCUUCAAGUAAAGUGUUGCCUAUUUACUGUAACUAUGCUGUUUCCAAUAUAUUGUGAUGCAAUUAAAAUGUUUACUGAGCAUUAACACUUUGCUGAGAUGUUGCUCCAGUAUAGAUUAUGCCCUUCCUGUUCCUCUUUCUUUCACACCAUGAGCGUAGUUUCUUGCCAUCACACAAGAGCCCUGCUUCCUGUUUCGUGAAAUGCACAAGACAAGCUGUAAAGCAAAGAGGGUGCUACCAGUAGUGCCAUAGUUCGAGAUAAAUAACAAAUAUCUCAGUGUAUGAUUGUAUCCUAUGGUUGCUGACUGGAUGGAAUACCUGGAACACUUGCAUCUUAAAAAUUAUUUAAGCAGACCACUUAUGGUGUGAUGAAAGUCCAGCUGACAGUAGAAAACAUGAAUAACUGUACGCUGAAUUCCAGCACUGACGAUUGGGAUCCCCCUGAAGAGAUGAAGAAAUCCUUUGUCUUUCUGCACAUCGCCGUUAUAAUUUUUGGUUUCCCCUCCAACUGUUUCUCAGUGUUCGUCUCCUACCAGCACAUAAGACAGGGCAAUGAGCUGGGAGUCUACCUAAUGAACUUGGCCCUGGCAGACCUCUUCUUCAUCAUGAUGUUACCCAUCUGGACGGACUACUCAUUGAAUGACGACUGGCGCCAUGGGGGCACUGCUUGCACUGCGUGUGUCUUCCUGUUGUUCACCCACUUCUAUGCCAGCGUGUCUUUGUUGUGUUGCAUCGCUGUCGAUCGUUACCUGGCCGUGGUUCACCCCCUGAAGUACCCUUUCAUCCGAAAUCUGGGACCAGCCAUGGGCAUCUGUGUGCUUUCGUGGACCUGCAGUAUAAUCUUCAACGCCGCCACUGUGUCCACACCGAACGUGUAUGACGCAAAGUACAACAUCUGCCUGGACACCUUCCCUAUACAUGACACGCAGAGGCAAGUCAACAUUGCUCGCUUUUUCAUGUGGUUCCUCGUGCCAUCUGUGCUGGUCGGGUUCUGCUACUGGAAGAUCAGUGAAGAGGUGCGGUCCAAUCGCGCCACCGAGAAACAGGAACGUCAGCGCACGUGCCGGCUCCUUAGGUUGGUCCAGCUAACCCUGGUCAUCUGCUUCGGCCCCAUCCACAUCAUGCUUCUGCUGAGGGCUUUGUUGGAGGACUGCCAAACACUACCCUGGCUAUACUACCCCUAUAAAGUGUCCGCGGCCCUGGCCACCCUCAACUGUUUGGCCGAUCCUCUGCUCUACUGCUUCAUCACCCGGUCAGGGAGAGCCAGUGUCAGCAAGGCUUUCCUGUUCCUUCAGAGGAAGAGCAUGGGCAACAGCUCAGAGGGAGAACUGAAACAGCAGUUUCACAACCCUUAAUUACAGUAGCAAUAGACUUUCACCAUGGCCUGGGUGCAGGCCACUAAUGGGUGCCAUGCUGUGCAGUGGGUAGGUUCUUAACUAACUUGACUAACUUGAGCCUCUUUGUUAGAAUGUAUGUAUCUUCUGCCUUUACAUUUGUUUAGCCUUAUUCUUUGAA